This is a messenger RNA of Etheostoma spectabile (orangethroat darter), 2499 nucleotides long. Its product is annotated as Rieske domain-containing protein. Gene Ontology annotation, molecular function: 2 iron, 2 sulfur cluster binding. The transcript is spliced from 3 exons. The record is from RefSeq and is a predicted model, not a curated record. The coding region runs from base 145 to 663 and encodes 172 amino acids. NCBI's taxonomy places the organism in Eukaryota, Metazoa, Chordata, Actinopteri, Perciformes, Percidae.
AUACACGCUAAAGCGCACAGCGCGCCUCUGAGUGACGGCUCGCCGGCAGGCUGCUGCCCGGAUGAAGGCAGCUCAGUCCCGCACACCGUCGCACCACUAGGCCUGCUGGAUAAUUUGGAAUUUUUUCACCGAGGGAACUGCCAAAUGCAUUUGCACCGACGGAAAAAAAAAAGCUGCGCUGUAGUAGCUCAACUUAGAAAACCAGUAAUUUCUACGUUCCUUAUGGCUUCUGGCUCCGGAGAUGAAGAGGGAAACACGGAAGGCGUUUCCUGGCGACUCAUAGGCCCGGCAGCGGGGCUCUCCAAGAAGCGCUGCCGUCUAAUGUACUCCUCCCUCGGCUACGACUCUGAUGUCUGCCUCUUCUACGUGAAGGGGGAGUUUUUUGCCAUGGAUGCUCGCUGUUCACAUUCCGGUGGUCCUCUGUGUGAGGGGGACAUUGAGGAGGCUGAUGGAGUCCUGCAGGUCUUCUGUCCCUGGCAUGACUAUAACUUUGACCUCAGAACGGGGAAGUCAGGGACCUCCUUACAGCAACAAGUGUAUGAAGUCAAGCAGGAGGAUGGCAAUGUGUACGUGAAACACGCCAGUCGUCUUUCCUUGGAGCCUUUUCCUGCAGAUCAGAAGAAAAGCCUCCGCGCAACAGCCUCACCUUCCAGCCCUUCGUGAUGCCGCUGUUAGAGGUCUAUUUUUAAGACUUGUUCCACAAACCCAAGCCAUCUGAAGCAUUCCUUAGCCUUAUCUAUCAUUUUCACAGACCCUUUCUUCUUUGAUUGCUCUGAACUCAGGGUGCUAUGGAGAGGAUUGUCUGAAGAGGACAUGACAUCAUGAAAUAACUUCAGAGUUUUUCUUGCUGCCAUUCCAGGUAGAGACUCAUCUCAAGCUCACCGCUGCCCUCAAUACCACACCUGACAGUAUGAAACAUGAAAACACAAAAUGUUACUAAUAUACGGUACAAGCCAGUACAUAUUUAGUUUAGUUGAAAGGCACUACCAAAGUGGAUCUGCACUUUCAAAACUGUCCUGUACUUCUCAAUCUGUUGCUAGUCUUGUUGCACUUUAUGCACUAGCAAGCAAGUAAUGUUAUCUCAAAUGUACUAUACAAAAUGAUAAUUUACAGAAAUAAAACAAUAAUUGCAGUGAUAGGAUACAUUCACAUGCAGAAAGAAACAAUUAGUUAGAUGUUCUACAAAUGCAGUUCAAAUAGACAACAGGAACUAAAUGAAUAGUACAGAUGUGCAAAAAACAAAGAUUAUCAUCUUGAUUUAUUUUACAAAACAUGUACAUUCUUAUUACCAGUUGUGGUACAGUGUUUUUGGCAAGAUUCCACUCAGUGGAAACAUUUGUAAAAUCAUGUGAUUGCAGAAAUGUAAUGAUAAUUUCGUUUUCAGAAACUAAUAUCUAAUUAAACGGCCUCAUAGUCAUCAUUACCAAUAAUCCUCUUCCAUGUCUCCAACAAGCGUUACCUGAAGCCUCCAACUCUUAAACUCUCAGACGAGCAGUCACACUUGCUGAGUUGUGGUCUUUGGAUAAAUUUAGACAUUUAUUCCAGUGAUGUCACGCAACAGAAACUCCCUUUCAGAAUUUGUAUUUCUGGACAGUUUUUUAACCCAAAUAUAGUUCCAGCAAGUAGAACACACAUGAAGGGCACUGCAAUUACGAUUGGUGGCAGUCCCGGUGUAAAGACGUCUCCAUCAGCAUUUCUCUCCGUCCCUGGCCAUUGCACAGACAGUUUUACUGACGCAAUGGGACUCAAAAGAAAUGGUUAGUAAGGCGCCGGAGAGAGGUUCACAACCUGAAAUACACCAUUGACUCAAGAAAAAUGUGUUUUCUUAGCUUCAUAUGUGUGUGUAUGCGCACACUGAUGCGAGUGUUUUCUUUGUUACUCGGUGGUGAGAGAAGUCACUCACUAUAUUUUCUGUCAGCUCCAUUUUCUGGCAGAGGCACAGAGCCCAGUCAUGAAGGUGUCAGUGACAGUGAGGCCCGACACUCAUUUUCCUCCCUGCUGUGCUACUUUAUUAUUCCAUUGGAGAAAAAUGUGAGGUUUUACUCUAUUGCAUUAUAACUCAUCACCUGGAGGGUAAUGGGCAUGCACAACGGAGAUGCAGCUAUUUUGUGUCAGUAGAAAAGUGAGAGUAAACACUGUUCAAGAUUCUGCACAGGACAGGAAUGGUUUCUUACAUUUUUAUUCUCACUGAGCCUCACUGAGAAAACCAUCAUUUUCGGCAUCCCGCUGCUGUUUCUUUCCUUAAAGUCAUUUCAUAUGCACUGCUGAUUUUAAUGCAUUUUGUUUCUUAGUAUGUGAAAUAUGUAUCUGUCAAAUAGGUCUGCAGACUGCACACACUGUAACUUUUUGCACAUUACUUAUUUAACACUACCAUUUGUACUGUAAGCAGCUAGUGUUUAGUAUGUUCAACUAUAAUUAUUGAUGUGACCUUUGCAAAGCCAAACAUUUUAUCUGUACUGUUUAAUUCCCAAAAUAAAUUAUUGUAUUUUAGAAGCACUA